Molecule: messenger RNA, 5083 nt
Organism: Hemiscyllium ocellatum (epaulette shark)
Lineage: Eukaryota; Metazoa; Chordata; Chondrichthyes; Orectolobiformes; Hemiscylliidae
Gene: ppp1r13bb
Product: protein phosphatase 1, regulatory subunit 13Bb
Exons: 17
Coding region: 638-3958 (1106 amino acids)
Biological process (GO): regulation of apoptotic process; negative regulation of cell cycle; apoptotic process
Cellular component (GO): nucleus
Molecular function (GO): p53 binding; transcription factor binding
Source: RefSeq, a predicted model, not a curated record
UUCCUGCAGCCUAGCCAGAGACAAUUGGUUUACAUUCCAGAGAUACCAGGCUCCUGCACCAUGUCUGCUAACAGCUUUCCAGCCGCGUGUCAAACCGACCGAACUCUUAACGUAAAGCACCAUUUUCUUGAGUGAGAUAUCUGGGAAGGAGAAGCACGACGUUUUUGUUUUGUACAAGUAGUGGUGGUGAAAGACUGCCGCCGUAAGUGUUAGUGCCUGUGAGCUGCCGCCAUGUUUGGUACCUGACGCCCAGGCUCCCGGGCUGACGCAGGGAGAGGGCGGGGUGUCAGCUGACUGGGCCUUGCUCGUGGCGUGGCUUCAGCGCGCGUCGGCACCGAGCCUCAACGGAAACAACUUCGGAGAUCAGCAGCCGCCGGAGCGGUUACCGUUUUUUCCCCCCACUACAAACGGCACAGCUCACCUCUCACCCCCUCCAUCGCUGCCUGUGGAUGUUGCUGUCUCCUUGGGCCGAGUGUCAAGGGUGAAUCGAGCAGCGGCCUGGAGUUGGACUGGUGCCCCGACCAGACUCCUCCCCUCCCAGCUGCCGGCGGUCGCUCACAUUGACCCGGGAUCAAAGGAAAUUGCACCUUUUUUUCUUUCUGAUCGCAUGGUAGGGUUGUGCUAAGACGUCGCCAAAAUGAUGCCGAUGAUACUGACUGUGUACUUGAGUAACAAUGAACAGGGUUUAACUGAAGUCCCUAUAACCCCAGAAACAACAUGUAAAGAUGUAAUUGAAUUCUGUAAAGAGCCUGGUGAGAUCGGUUGCCAUUUGGCUGAGGUGUGGCGAGGAAAUGAACGUGCCAUUCCUUCUGACCAUAUGAUGUAUGAGCAUCUGCAGAAAUGGGGACCUCGUAGAGAAGAAGUAAAAUUCUUUCUCCGUCAUGAAGAUUCACCCAAUGAAAAUAUUGAACAAAGUGGACAUCAGUCUCAAGAUCAACUGAAUAGAUGGAAUGGAAUUCAUCUGUCUACAGAAAAGCGUUUUGAAAAUGGGGGUGGUAAUCCUCGGGUGGAGCUGACACUUUCAGAACUGCAAGAAAUGGCUUCCAGACAACAGCAUCAGAUUGAGGCCCAGCAGCAGAUGUUGGUUGCCAAGGAGCAGCGUUUGCGUUAUCUGAAACAACAAGAGCGGCGUCAGCAGCAGUCUAUUUCAGAAAGUGAAAAAUUACAAAAAUUGAAAGAACGUAUGGAGAGUCAGGAGGCAAAGUUGAAACGGAUACGAGCUAUGCGAGGACAGGUGGACUACAGUAAAAUUAUCAAUGGCAAUCUAUCAGCUGAAAUUGAGCACAUCAAUAAUAUGUUCCAUGAGAAACAACGUGAGUUGCAGUCGGCUGUAUUGAAAGUUGAUCAGUUAACACAGCAACUCGACGACUUGAGAAAAGGAAAAUCUAAUGGAUUGCAGUCUUAUAAUGGACAAGUGCCAGGACCUGCUGCAGUUGAAUUAAAGAAGCUAUACCAAGAGCUGCAGAUUCGCAACAAACUUAAUCAGGAGCAAAACACUAAACUUCAACAUCAAAAGGAACUGCUUAACAAGCGUAAUGUGGAAGUGACGAUGAUGGACAAAAGAAUUAGUGAACUUCGUGAACGUUUGUGGAAGAAGAAAUCUGAAUCACGUCAAAAGGAAAACAUCCCUCAGCUGAAUCGAAUUAAUGGCGCGCCAACAACACCAGCGCACUCUAACACCUCUGGUCGUGUGGCUGCCGUGGGACCCUACAUCCAAGUUUCUACUGCAGCUAGAUCAGAAAGUAACCAGUCAUCACCAGGAGAGAUCUUGAAACCUCAGUCACUGACCAUAUCUAGCAAUGGUGGCUAUGUGAUGUCUAGAGCAAAAUCUGGUCACGAUGGAAAUUGGCCAACACUCCCACAGGGCUCUGCUAUUACAGGGAAAUCACCUACAACAACAAACAAUGACUGGAAAGAAUCCAACAUGGAUACAGUUUUGAAACCAGGUGCUGGAUCAAGUCAGACCCUGUCCACUUCCUCAACUGUUUCAAACAAUGAGAAAAUGGUGGGUAUUGAAUCUGGAAAAGUACCAUCAUCUGUGCCCAGUGCAAUAAAGCAGCUGCCUCAAUCAUAUGGACCUCACUCAAAAUCUUCCCUCAUGACAAUUGGUUCUACAAAUUCUCUGGAAAGAAUGAAAGAGGGCACCCAGUCUCGGUCUAGUAUGGGUUCAGUCUCUAAUAUUACUUCAGCAAAUUGGCAGAGAGCUAUCCAGCCUUCGCAACCUGCAAGCACAUUUCAAGCUAGUGCCUCGCAACAGAUUCAGCAAAGAAUUACUGUGCCUCCAAGUCCUACUUAUCAGCCAGCUGCUUCACCACUGUUUUCUGCUGUAGAUAGCAGACCUGAUCCCCCGCUGGCUGUGGCUGUAAGGCCAUUCUUGACUGACAAAGGUUCUAGGCCUCAGUCUCCACGCAAAGGGCCUCAAACCGUGAAUUCCAGUUCGAUUUAUUCAAUGUAUCUUCAGCAAUCUACUCCACCAAAGAACUACCAACAGGCUACAUACAAUACCCUAAACAAAACACAUACUGUUAAAGCAAUGUAUGGGAAGCCAGUAUUGUCGUCUGGAUCAGGUUCGGCUUCACCAUCUCCUUUGCCUUUUACUCAUACUCAGCCUUUCCAAAGUUCUCAACCGCAGACCAGUGGUGAAAACCAAACUAGUAAUGAAAAGGAUUUAGAGCAUGAGAACUUGCCACCCACCAAUUCAAAUGUUGAAAACAUACCACGUCCUCUGAGUCCUACGAAAUUAUUGCCAAUUGUGCACUCACCAUUAAGGUAUCAAAGUGAUGCUGAUCUUGAAGCUCUAAGGAAAAAACUGGCACAUGCACCAAGACCUCUGAAGAAGCGCAGUUCUAUAACUGAGCCAGAAGGCCCAAGUGGACCAAAUAUACAGAAGUUGCUGUAUCAGCGUUUUAAUACACUAGCUGGGGGUAUGGAUAACAUGCCAUUUUAUCUCCCCAGUAACCAACAGGACUAUGUGGGUGCUUUAGCCGACGUUGAUAAUGGUAAUGCCAGCCUCGUAGAAUCAUCUGGUUCUGUGCAGCCUGAACCAACAACACAGCCUGAAGUUCGACCAUCAUCCGAUGCCAAUGAUAACCAGCUGCCUUCUCCUAAACAUUCUGACUUGAUUCAGACAGAUAACAAUGAGAUACCUGCUACAAUAGAGGACAAUAACAAUAAUCCUGCUGUUGUUCAAACGGAACAACUGCCAAGUCCUGUGCCAGAAAUCAUAUCACCAGAGGGAGAUGUUCCCCCACCACCUGCUGUGCCACUGCCGCUUCCUAUCAAACGUACAAAUUUGAAAAAACCUGAUUCAGAACGGACAGGUUGUGGGAUGCGGGUAAAAUUCGAUCCUCUUGCUUUACUCCUGGAUGCUUCUUUAGAAGGAGAAUUUGAUCUUGUGCAGCGCAUCAUUUAUGAGGUUAAUGAUCCCAGUAGACCUAAUGAUGAAGGGAUUACACCGUUACACAAUGCAGUAUGUGCUGGUCACCAUCACAUUGUGAAAUUCCUUGUUGAUUUUGGUGUAAAUGCAAACGCAGCAGACAGUGAUGGAUGGACACCAUUACACUGCGCUGCUUCCUGCAAUAGCGUUCAACUCUGUAAACUGCUUGUGGAAUCCGGUGCUGCUAUUUUUGCCACAACUAUCAGCGAUGUUGAAACAGCAGCAGAUAAAUGUGAGGAGAUGGAAGAAGGCUUUGUACAGUGCUCACAGUUUCUUUAUGGAGUACAAGAAAAAAUGGGUGUCAUGAACAAAGGUGUAGUUUAUGCUUUGUGGGACUAUGAGGCCAAGAAUAGUGAUGAAUUAUCGUUCCAUGAAGGCGAUCCUCUGACAAUCGUGAGGCGUAAGGAUGACAAUGAAACGGAUUGGUGGUGGGCUCGUUUGGAUGACAAGGAAGGCUAUGUUCCUCGCAAUCUGUUAGGGUUGUACCCUAGAAUAAAGCCCCGGCAGCGAUCUCUGGCUUAGGAAUAUUGGCGAGCUCUUAUAAUCAAAAUCUGGAACAGACACAAUGGAAGUGCUCCCCACCCAGAAGAGGAAGUAGAUAUUUACGUGCUGUAAUUUGGAUAUGCAGUAGUUCAUGGUGCUUUUUCUCUGAACAAAGUCACAUUACUACAUCUGAAAAACACACGUGUGUACUCUAGCACAACCUCAUUGUGCAUUCAAACGUGCACAUAUGCACACAUUUAGACCUGAACAGUCACACUACAAUGUGCACAAACAGGCCUGCACAUUUCUCUGUCUCUCUCUCACAGUCACUCAUGCACACACUUAAACACACACAAAACAGAGGAAGUGGUGUUAUUUGAAAACCACUUGACCUCAGUAUUGUUAGUAUGUGGCAUGCUUGGCUGGCAGUGGUGAUACGGGAAAUGUUUUAAUGCAACUUCUGUUGGUUUCAAGGAGGAAGUUAUAAUGAUUUAUUGAAAGGUAAUGUGGAUGGCCUAGCAGAGUUUGAUUUUGGUAUUGUGAUAAUUAAAGCUGUUAAAGGAUUAUAAAAAAUUAUGCUUGGACAUGAAAAUUUAAGUAACAUAGUAAUGCUGCAAGUGUGGGAUGACCAAGGAUUUUAGUAAGACAAGGUGCACUGUCUGAGUUGCUUGAAGUGAAGUGUAUGUGAUUAAUGGAGCAGUGGAUGUGUGAAUGAGCAGAGGAUAUUGUCAUCUAUUAAUCUGUGUAUUUUAUGGAAAUGAUGCAAUAACUUUCACCACACUUUGGUGCAAAACACUACAGCACUUCAUUAAAAUAAGUAUUCAAGUAUAUUUCUAUAUUGAAGAAUCCUUCAUUUAUUUUUUUCCAAUUACAUUUUUCUUUUUGAAAUAAUUCUAGGUGAACAUUCUAACAAAUGAUAAGUUUAUACAUGUAACAAAACAAUCUUUGGCUUGUUUACCAUGUUUCAUAUCUAACCUUUUCCUAACAAGCAGUUCUGUUAACUGAGCACAGGGUAGUAUUGAAUGUAAAUAUUGUGAUGUAUAAGAUAACAGUGGGCUAUAUUAUGUAUGACUAAGUGACUGAACUGUAACUUUUUCAUAGCUGAUAGUACUACACUGCUUAACAAAAGUGUUAUGUAAACGUAAACAAUAAAAUACAAUGGCA